AUGCGGAAUGUAUUUUAUACAUAUGGAACCAUAUGGCUGUGUUUAGAAUUAUUAGCUUUAUCUAUUUAUUGUACAGAAUCUUUUAAAGAUACUGAUGACACUGAAGAUGAGCCAGAAGUAUACACAUUGUCCGAUGAAAAGCGGUUAAUUAAACGUCUCCUGAAAAACUAUGAGGCAGCAGGGAUUACUGGUCGUCCAGUUAAGCACACAUCUGAAAAGGUAAUCGUAGAAAUGUCUCUUUCAUUAAUACAAAUAUUGGAUUUGGACGAGAAAAACCAGGUGCUUACCACAAGCGUAUGGCUGAAUUACCGCUGGACUGAUCACAUUCUCAAGUGGAAUCCUGAAAACUACUCAAAUAUUAAUGAAGUACGUGUACCAUAUAGACACAUAUGGACACCAGAUAUUGUGCUAUAUAAUUAUGCUGAUGAGAGACUGAAGGAAAUGCGUGAUGCAAUGAUUAUUGUUCAACACACUGGUGAACUUUUUUGGAUGCCACCUGCCAUCUUCAAAUCCUCGUGUAAAAUUGAUAUAAAAUCAUUUCCAUUUGAUGAGCAAAUAUGUCAUCUUAAGUUUGGUUCUUGGACAUAUGAUGGAAAUAAACUGGAUGUUAAUUUCAUUAAAAAUGAAGCACAAGUUCUACUAAGUGAUUACACAGAAAGCAAUGAGUGGGAGAUAAUAGCUUGUCCAGCCUUAAGAAAUGUAAAGUCCUAUCCAUGUUGUCCAGAAUUCUAUCCUGAUUUGACAUUUUUUCUUUUUUUAAGAAGAAACGCUGCAUUCUUUUCUUACAUCUUGGUUCUACCCUGCGUUCUACUGGCAUCAUUAACGCUUGUUAUAUUUUGGUUACCUCCAGAAUCUCCAGCUAAAAUGGUUCUUGGAAUGAAUAUAUUUGUGGCAUUCUUUCUGUUGCUAUUAUUGUUAGCCGACUCAACACCUCAAGCUUCAAACAGUGUGCCAUAUAUUGGAUACUAUUACUGUUUGAACAUGAUUUUAAUUACCUUAUCCUCCUUCUUGUCAGUGAUAGUAAUUAAUCUCUAUUUCCGUGGGGAUAGACGUAAUCGCGUCCCAUUAUGCUUGAGAAAGAUUUGUCACUUCCUAAAUGGUGUCUGUGACGGCAAAUGUAGUUGUACUGAUGGCAGCAAAGAUCCGACAACGAAUGUAAUCACUACUGUCUUUGAAACUAUAAGUGCUAAUAAAAAUAAAACUGACUGUGAAUCCCAACUGAUACAAAUAAAAAAAUCAGCUUUAGUUAAUUCGAUCAGUGAUCCACAAGAUCCAUCAAAGUGCAUUGAAAGUACUGGUGGGAUGAGACGUUCUAAAAAAGGUAGAACGCGUUUUGCUACUGUAGAAGAAAACACUGGAUUAAAAACUUUAAUUGUUGAUAACUACAAUUAUGAUGCAAUUCCUGUUGAACAAAAGAGGUAUCGACCAAAUCAACGUCACUGUGAAACACAAACUGAAACAGUUAACUAUAGAGAAUUAGACGUUCAGCCAUCACUAACAACAUGUCAUCCUUAUUCUAAGCUGUCAAAAACAAGAAGUCGCUCACUGACGCCUUCCAAGUUUAAUGAUUGUGAUGUUUUAGGAAAUAUGCAGCAUUCAAACGCAUGUUGUCAGCACCACUGUAGAGCGUGUGCAUCAAAAAUACCUGGUAAUGUCUGUGAUACUCUACCUUUAAUAACUACUUCUACAAAUCCAAGAUCUGUUCAUACAAGAGUGCAUAGUUCAAAACACGGAAAACAUCCUGAAGAUUGUGAUGUAUGUAAACAGCACCUUAAUGCACUGAUGUUUAAAACAAACCCCUAUGAUUACCUAUCAAUGAAUCGUCAUUCCAUGGCUAACACAAAUGUUACAUUAGAUACAAACUCAAUUUGUUCUCAUGUACGAUAUGAAUAUAGGAAUGGUAGACCAGCACUGAUAUCUCCACGUGGGCGUAAUUAUACAGAUCAUAAUGAAUAUACUUCCAAUUAUUCAGGUGUGCAGUCAAAAUUACCUUCAAUAAUUAGAAGUACUCCCCAUUCAUCGAUCAGUGCUACUUCAACGAUUACAACGAUAAAUACUGAUAAAACUCUACAACAGUUGCAACUAUCAUCAACCCUAAUAUUGCUUAUGAAAAAUAUGGAGAAUGAAGUUGAAGAUAUUCGUUCCAUUGUCAAGUCAUUUCUGAGCAGAGUGGACAAAAAAGAUGCUGAGAAUGUUAUCAUCAAAGAAUGGCGUAUGAUAGCCAUCGUAAUGGAUCGCAUAUUUUUUAUAUGUUAUUUAAUUAUACAUUUGUGUGCAGCAUUCGGUCUACUAAUACCUCGUUCGUCUGAAUAUAGUGUCGUGGAGUUCCUGAGAGAAUAUCGACUAAAAAAUUACAAUUCAAGCUUUAUGGAGAACGAAACAAUUAUAACAAAUAACUUUCAGACAACAACAGUAUUGCCUAAUACCGAUAAAGUUAUUGACAUAGCACAAAUUAAUCAACAAAUAAACUUUCCUGAUACUAAAACAUCAACUACUUUAGAUUUGACCGCAAGUGAAAAGACGAAAAUUCAAGAAUUUGGUUCUUCUGUUUCUGUAGGACGAAAAUCUACUUAUGAUUCAUCAGAUUCUUUGGACAGUAUGACAGGUUAUUUAUCGCCUUAUCAACGUUUAGUUGACCAACAGACAAGUCCUUUGCGCAUUUCAGAAAAUAUUGAUGGUGGAAAUGUUAUUUAUCGAAAUUCUGAACGGUCACAAAAAUCACCGAAUCGUUUUCGGAAGAGAAAUACUGAAAUAAGAAAGAGGCCUCCUGGAGAUCCUUAG
This is a messenger RNA of Trichobilharzia regenti, 2781 nucleotides long. The record is from the annotation of a GenBank genome assembly. NCBI's taxonomy places the organism in Eukaryota, Metazoa, Platyhelminthes, Trematoda, Strigeidida, Schistosomatidae.